CUGCUCUUUGUCUGCGGGUAGGAAAGCGGAGCGAUGUGGCCUCUCCUUGUGCGUGCCAGCUUUGGAGCUGGCCUUGCCUGGGCUCUCCUUACUGUGAGUCUGGGGAUGGAUUUAAGUUUACAGGAAAGUUUGCUGUUAAAAUCCCUGGGUCUGAGCGUGAAGCCAAGCCCCAAAAUCCCCAUUCCGGUGCCACCCGUUCUCUGGCGGAUCUUCCAGAAGAGAAAGAGCCCUCCUGCAACAAACAGAGACCCGGUGGAUGGUUGUAGGGUGGAGGAGUUUAACGUCCCUGGGAACAUCAUCCGUGUCUUCGCUGACCAAGGCCACUUCAUUCACAGCGCACAGCCCCAUCCGCUGCUGUGUCUGCAGAAGCGUCUGUACUUUAACCUCUCUGUGCUGGAGGAGGGUGAGCGCCUGACGAUGGCUCAGCUGGAGGUCAAGUUCAGCCACAACUCGUACCACAGCCCCGGCCGGGGGCAGGGCUUUGAGCUGAGGCUGUACCGCAGCUGCCAGGUGCCACUGAGGGGGACGCUGUCCCCGGAGCGAGGCCGCAAGCUGCUGGUGGAGCAGUCCUUCAUCCGCCUGCACAAGUCUCUGCUCUUCAACGUGAGCGAUGUGGCAAAGGACUGGACAACUCACAGCAGGAACCUGGGCCUGAUCCUGGAGAUCGCGGUGAGCGGAGACGGAGCCUCAGCCCCGCUGAGCACAGGGCCACAGAGGCUCUGUGCCGGCAUCGACUCGUUCCUGGAUACCUCUCUCCUGGUGGUGACCCUCAGCCGGCAGCAGUGCGGGGCAUCCAGGAGGAGGAGGAGCGCUUACAACGUCCCCGUCACACCGAGCAACCUCUGCAAGCCCCGGCGCCUUUACAUCAGCUUCAGUGACGUCGGCUGGGAGAACUGGAUCAUCGCCCCGCAGGGCUACAUGGCCAACUACUGCCUGGGCGAGUGCCCCUUCCCCCUUACAGCCGAGCUCAACAGCACCAACCACGCCAUCCUGCAGACCAUGGUGCACUCACUGGACCCGGAGGGGACACCCCAGCCCUGCUGCGUCCCCGUCAGGCUGUCCCCCAUCUCCAUCCUCUACUAUGACAACAGUGACAACGUGGUGCUGAGGCACUACGAGGACAUGGUGGUGGAUGAGUGUGGCUGCAGAUAGAGGAGUGGAUGUGGGUAUGCGCCGUGGGGGACGCGGAAUGAUUGAUGGAAUAAAUCCAAGUGUGAUAAAUGC
Molecule: messenger RNA, 1224 nt
Organism: Meleagris gallopavo (turkey)
Lineage: Eukaryota; Metazoa; Chordata; Aves; Galliformes; Phasianidae
Gene: GDF1
Product: growth differentiation factor 1
Cellular component (GO): extracellular region
Molecular function (GO): cytokine activity; growth factor activity
Source: RefSeq, a predicted model, not a curated record